UCUCCAUCCUUCUCCGGCUCUCCAUCCCUCACCGUCAGCAGCAGCCUUUUGAAAAAAUAAAUAAAUAAAUAAAUAAAACUGGUUUCAUGCUCAUCGCUCCACGGGAAGCAGGUUUAUUUAUUCUCCGCUGGUGGCGAUUGACAAUCUCCUAUUUGUGAAAGUGCCGGUUAACUAAGCAGGUUCAUGUGUCGGGGAAAUCUCCACUGUCAGCGCCAAAAUGCCUGUGAGACGCGGUCAUGUUGCGCUCCAGAACACCUACCUGGACACCAUCAUCAGGAAAUUCGACGGGCAAAAUCGCAAAUUUUUGAUUGCCAACGCCCAGAUGAAGAACUGCGGGAUCAUCUACUGCAACGAAGGCUUCUGCCAGAUGUUUGGCUUCACCAGGGCAGAGAUCAUGCAGCAGCCCUGCACCUGUCAGUUCCUGGUGGGUCCCGGCACCAUGAAGAGCGCCCUGGCACAGCUGGCGCAGGCCCUGCUGGGCUCUGAGGAGCGCAAGGUGGAGAUCCUCUACUACGCUAAGGAAGGAACCUGCAGACCAUGCCUAAUAGACGUGGUCCCUGUUAAAAAUGAGGAAGGCGUUGUCAUCAUGUUCAUCCUCAACUUCCAGGAGCUCAUCGACCCUUCCCUGAAGAAAGUAGGGCUCCGGCAAAGAGUCGCCCAGGGCUGGAUAUGGGCAGGGCAGAAUCGCAGGCUGAAGAUGAGGCUGCCAACGCUGCGCUCCAUGAGGCGACCCUCGCUUUCCAAAGAGCAGUUUGAAGGGGUGGUGGUGGACUACCUGCAGCCGAACAGCGAGGACGUCCCUCUGAAAGAGUUUCGCAUCCCGUCCAAGGAGAGCUGCAUGCAGUCAGAGACGGAGGCCCUGAUCGAGCAGGACCUGGACCCCCCCUCCCCGGCGCCGCAGUCCUCCCCCAAGCGCCGCUCUCUGUUGGCAGACAGGCUGGACCCGGGCGCCGCCUUCCCCCGGGGGUCUUUACCCCGGAGCUGCUCUCGGGACAGCGUCCGCAGCCUCCGGCGGGCCUCGUCCCUCGACGACAUCGAUGGCAUGAGGGCAGAGUGGAGCAGCCGAGCCGGAGACCCGCGCCUCAACAGCAAUCUGAAGCCCAGCGCUCUGAACUCCACGUCGGACUCGGACCUGAUGAGGCACCGGGCCAUCAGCCGCAUCCCUCAGGUCAGCCUCACCUUCGGCUCCGACCGGAUGAGACCUCCCUCCCCCACCGAGAUCGAGAUCAUCGCACCCAGCAAGAUAAAAGACCGGACCCAGAACGUCACCGAGAAAGUCACGCAGGUCACACAGGUCUUGUCCCUAGGCGCUGACGUCCUGCCUGAGUACAAGCUCCAGGCCCCUCGCAUCCACAAAUGGACCAUCCUGCACUACAGCCCCUUCAAGGCGGUGUGGGACUGGCUCAUCCUGCUGCUGGUCAUCUACACGGCCAUCUUCACGCCAUACUCAGCCGCCUUCCUCCUCAACGAGGUGGAGGAGGAGCGGAGGCGGACCUGUGGCUACACCUGCAACCCACUCAACGUGGUGGACCUGGUGGUGGACGUCAUGUUCAUUGUGGACAUCCUGAUCAACUUCAGGACCACCUACGUCAACCACAACGACGAGGUGGUCAGCCAGCCGGGACGCAUCGCGCAGCACUACUUCAAGGGCUGGUUCCUCAUCGACAUCGUGGCCGCCAUCCCCUUCGACCUGCUCAUAUUCCGCUCGGGAUCUGAUGAGCCCCAGACCACCACUCUGAUUGGACUACUGAAGACGGCAAGACUGCUGAGGUUGGUUCGAGUGGCCCGGAAGCUGGACCGCUACUCUGAAUAUGGAGCUGCCGUCCUUUUCCUCCUCAUGUGCACCUUUGCCCUGAUCGCCCACUGGCUGGCCUGUAUCUGGUACGCCAUCGGCAACGUGGAGCGCACUGGCUCGGCCCGCAUCGGAGCCAUGAAGAUCGGCUGGCUGGAUAACCUGGCCGAACAGAUCGGCAAACAGUUCAACGACAGUGACCCGGCCUCGGGUCCCUCCAUCAAGGACAAGUACGUCACAGCUCUGUACUUCACCUUCAGCAGCCUGACCAGCGUGGGCUUUGGGAACGUCUCCCCCAACACCAACCCUGAGAAGAUCUUCUCCAUCUGCGUCAUGCUCAUUGGCUCUCUGAUGUAUGCCAGUAUCUUUGGGAACGUGUCGGCCAUCAUUCAGAGGCUGUACUCCGGCACGGCCCGCUACCACACCCAGAUGUUACGGGUCAAAGAGUUCAUCCGCUUCCACCAGAUCCCAGGAGGCCUGAGGCAGCGGCUGGAGGAGUACUUCCAACAUGCCUGGUCUUACACCAACGGCAUAGACAUGAACGCUGUGUUGAAGGGUUUCCCUGAGUGUCUGCAGGCGGACAUCUGCCUCCAUCUGAACCGCAGCCUGCUGCAGAACUGCAAAGCGUUUCGAGGCGCCAACAAGGGCUGCCUGCGGGCGCUUGGCAUGCGCUUCAAGACCACCCAUGCCCCGCCGGGUGACACCCUGGUCCACAGCGGUGACGUCCUCACCGCCCUCUACUUCAUCUCCAGAGGCUCCAUAGAGAUCCUCAAGGACGACGUGGUGGUGGCCAUACUGGGCAAGAAUGACAUCUUUGGCGAGCCCAUCAGUCUGUACGGGAGGCCAGGGAAAUCCAGUGCUGAUGUCAGGGCUUUGACAUACUGUGACCUUCACAAGAUCCUGAGGGACGACCUGCUGGAGGUGCUGGACAUGUAUCCCGACUUCGCCGACAUGUUCUGGAACAACUUGGAGAUCACCUUCAACCUGAGAGAUGCAGAUAGAAUAAACCAGCCAACCCCGAGCGGGGACUCUGAGUGCAGCUACCGUCGGCCGAGGCACCGGAGAAGCUCCCUGCGACGACGAAACCGACCUGACGGCAUGGACCGUGACGACUCGUACCCUGACCAGUCCUGCCCGAUGGGGAACCACCACCGCUCAACGGGGGGCUCCCAUUGGGAGGAUCUCUGCAGCAGCGCCAGCAUCUGUUCCCAGUCCAGUGACGAGGAGGUGAAACCCACUGGGCAUGGCAAAGGGGAGCUGUACCCCCCCGGGGGCGAUACCAGAGACUACCCUCCGGCUGUGGUCAACCUCCUGCCGCCCAGCGGGCCCUCAGCUGGCAUGGGACCUCCUGUGGACCACGGAGGCCCCCCCUACUCAGUAGCAGCCCCCAUCAACAUGUCUGGCCUGUACGGAUACUGGCCGGAGCGCCGGGCCAGGCAGUUUACAGAGAGCCAGAGACGCUCCUCUUCGGUCAGGGCGACCUACCACCCGCCGCCCUGCACCGAGGACCGGCCCAGCGAGCUGGAGUCCAGGCUGGAGGUGCUGCAGUCACAGCUCAACCGACUGGAGACCCGGAUGACGGCAGACAUCAAUGUGAUCUUGCAGCUCCUCCAGAGGCAGAUGGCCCCGGUGCCCCCGGCCUACAGCGCUGUGCUGCCCCACCCUACCACCCUGUACAGCACAGGAGGCCCCACCAUUCACACAGUCCCCCCCAUCCCACCGGUACAGAUCGACAACACUGCCUCACCGCUACAGAGUCCAGACUCCGAUUUCAAGCACAAGUCCAAGGACUCCCUGUCCAGCGGGAUCCACCUCACUGUGGCCUCUGAUGACACCAUGUCCAUGUCCCCAGAGGCUGACCCUCCUCACACACCCUCAGUGGGCCUCGAACCUCCUCAGCUGUUGUGCUCAGGGGCACAAGGCACUCCUGGACUGCUGUGUGGCAGCCAGCGCUUCCCCUCCCUCCCUGAGCACCUGGAGACCUCCACAGAGGUGCAGGAGAUCCAGAGGCACAUGUCUGACCCCAUCCUACCAGGCAGCUAGAACCACCAUCACCUCCACCAUCCCCCUACACCUAACAGCCUGGUCCUCAACAAUCACAGCGCCCCCCCACAGUGGGGGGGGCGGUGCAGCCAUAUGUACGGUCAGCCAUAUGUUCUCCACUUACCUAACUUCACUUCCCCCUCCAGAACCUCCUCUGUCCUUUUAAGAUAGUGCUGCAAAGCGUGGGUCACCUCGCCUUUCACGCCACUGAAGGUUCAGCGGAGUGCCUCCUGUUUCUUACUGUACGUACAGACUCAUAGCGCCCUCGCAGGCUGCCAUAGCUCCGUCGGGCAACGCCUCGCUCUCCAGGUCCUGUGCAAUCGAGAUUAAUCCUGCCCGAAUGGGAGGACAUGUUCUAAAAAAAAAUUUAAAAAAAUGAGUUGACUAUAAGCGCA
This is a messenger RNA of Myripristis murdjan (pinecone soldierfish), 4230 nucleotides long. It is a transcript of the gene kcnh6a, whose product is annotated as potassium voltage-gated channel, subfamily H (eag-related), member 6a. Bases 218 to 3835 code for a protein of 1205 amino acids. Gene Ontology annotation, cellular component: plasma membrane. The transcript has 16 exons. Gene Ontology annotation, molecular function: inward rectifier potassium channel activity. The record is from RefSeq and is a predicted model, not a curated record. Gene Ontology annotation, biological process: regulation of heart rate by cardiac conduction; potassium ion transmembrane transport; regulation of ventricular cardiac muscle cell membrane repolarization. NCBI's taxonomy places the organism in Eukaryota, Metazoa, Chordata, Actinopteri, Holocentriformes, Holocentridae.